Messenger RNA from Zootermopsis nevadensis, 2290 nucleotides. The record is from RefSeq and is a predicted model, not a curated record. NCBI's taxonomy places the organism in Eukaryota, Metazoa, Arthropoda, Insecta, Blattodea, Termopsidae.
UAGAAGGAAGGCAGGUGUCCAUAUGAAGGCAGAUGAGAGUCGAAGUGCAUUCUUCAGGACGUGCGUAAUACAAGUUCCUCGUGGCACCCUUGUAACGUAAGGACGCUGGACUAAUAGAACGCCCUUCUUUAUUAAAAUAGAAUUAACAUGUUAAUAACGUCUGCCUAAACUGAUAGUGUGUUUCAACCUGUGGCUUACGUACCAUGGAUGAUGCAUAUUAAACCAAUAAGAACGAGUUCCUGAAAUAAACCGAACCGUUCGGUUAUUCAUCUGUAACUAAUGAUCGACGAAGUGAAAACUGGGAUCCCAAGAGGCGAUGAAACGUCAGAACGUUAGAACCCUGUCCCUGGUGGUCUGUACUUUCACGUACCUUCUGAUAGGGGCGGCGGUUUUUGACUCACUGGAGUCGGACACCGAAAGGAAACGAUGCGAGUUCCUGACAGAGAUGAAAGAAAACUUGCUGAAGAAGUACAACAUCUCACAUGAAGACUACAGAAUGAUUGAAAUUGUCAUAAUUGAAAAUAAGCCACACAAAGCAGGUCCGCAGUGGAAGUUCGCAGGGGCCUUCUACUUCGCAACAGUGGUUCUAGCCAUGAUAGGAUAUGGGCAUUCGACGCCCGUUACGAUAGGAGGAAAGGCUUUCUGCAUGGCGUACGCGAUGGUCGGAAUUCCCCUAGGACUUGUUAUGUUUCAAAGCAUCGGAGAGCGUCUCAAUAAGUUUGCAUCGGUUCUGAUCUGUCGUGCUAAGCGUUACCUGCGCUGUAAACGCACAGAGGCCACAGAGAUGAAUCUCAUGCUUGCUACAGGAAUGCUGUCUUCUGUAAUCAUCACUACUGGAGCAGCCGUGUUCUCCAAAUAUGAAGGAUGGAGCUACUUCGACAGCUUUUACUACUGUUUCGUCACACUUACCACCAUCGGUUUCGGUGAUUAUGUAGCCCUCCAGAAUGAUCAGGCACUAAUAAACAAGCCAGGUUACGUGGCACUCAGUCUUGUGUUCAUCCUCUUUGGACUGGCAGUCGUUGCUGCCAGUAUCAAUUUGCUGGUUCUACGCUUCAUGACCAUGCACUCUGAGGAUGUUCGUCGGGAGGACAACGAACUGCAGUCCGCCUCACAUCAUGUCCUUACCCUGGAUGGAGAGGUGAUGUCUGUUAAUGGGAAACUAUUGGCAGGUCACGUGCUGUUGGACUGUAAUGACCAGGCUGAUCAAGUUUCCGUGUGUUCGUGCACCUGUCUCGGACCAGCAAGGUGCCGUAACCAUCUGCUACAACUUGAACCUGUCUACCAGCCAUCUGCAGACAGCAUUAAAGCCAAAAGAGCUUCUGUCUAGAGACAAAUCUCUCUUGGAGCACAGACACUUUUGAUGCUGUGAGAUGACUGUACCAUCAUCUCACAGCAUAAGUAGAAAUGUCACCUGUGUGACUAGUCUCUAAGUCACUUUUUCUUAUUUACAUGAACGAGAUGUUGCCGAUGCUUCGCUCUGUCACAGUGGCAGGUAUUUUUCGGGGAAAAUAUUUUUUCUAAAUAGCUACUUAAAUUAUAUUAAUGAUCGUACGACACAUCUGGAGUUUUGGACAGAAAUUUGUUUUAACAAAAUACAUUAUUUGGGCGCAGAAUUAUGUUUCGCACUCUAGAUUUAAUUAUUCGUCGAGUGGAGUUUGUCACCGUGAAGAUCUGUCAUUUGGUCUGGAAAUUGUUUGGGUAAUCAAGUAUGACUAAACUCUCUAGAAACGAGGUUAAAUUUUAUAAAAAUUCCUCAUCAAUAUCAGCUUUUCUAACACAUACCUGAUUUUCUAAAUCAGUGUUCUCAGCAUUUUAAUAUUUACAAACCUACAGAAAUAAAAAUUUUGUCAGCUCGUAAAUACCUUUUCAAUUCAACUGUAAGCAGUAGAAUCACAUGGAGAUUUUUGUUAUAUUUUCUUUUUUGUUUUCAUUUUGGCAUUUUGAAGCAGGAACAGGCAAUAUUGAUUUAUGGUUAUAUAUGUAUCAAUAUUUUGAUACUGGCGUACCACCUAUACAAUCUGAUACAACCAAAAUGACCAAGGGGCUUGUGCAAGCCCCCUGCAGCACACCCCUAGUGUGUAUAAUUCAAGGGCUAAAAUAAAAAGCCAUAACUUCUUAGACGACUUCCAGCUGUUUCGAUGUCAUGUCGUAAACAGUUCGAAGCCAGUGUUUAAUUUCAUCUCAGAUCAGAGAUUUUCUGUAGAUGUACGACAAACCGACCGCCACGGUGGUCUAGCGGUUAGAACGCUGGCCUUGUAAUCGUGGGGUCUGGGGUUCGAUUCCCGGCGGU